Molecule: messenger RNA, 304 nt
Organism: Racocetra persica
Lineage: Eukaryota; Fungi; Glomeromycota; Glomeromycetes; Diversisporales; Gigasporaceae
Source: the annotation of a GenBank genome assembly
AUGGGCCAUCUAUAUGAAUUUGGUUACUUCCACGAUUCAAGAAGACCAGCUAAUGAUGAAAUGCGUAUAGUAAAAUAUAACAAUGCUCUUUAUAUUGACUCUAGUAAAAGUGAAACAGUGGUUACUAUCAUUGAUGAGAAUCCAAAGGCAACUAUUCAAAAACUUGUUAAGAGUCCAAGAUCAAUAAUUAUAUUCCCAGAAGAAAAUAAUGCUACUGAUAUUCAGGAAAAGCAUCAGCGAAAAAAUAACACAUGUUUUGUUAAAAGAUCUAAAACUACCAGGGCACUGGGGUUCAAGCUUUUGG